CAUCACUCUGUAUAAAUAGGCGUUUGCUGCACAGCUUGUUUCAGCUGUGCUUGACCUUUGGAGGGUUUGGAUUUUCGCGAGCGUCCAGCUGUCAUCUUAGUGCGACCGACCAUAUCUGUGUAUCUAACUCAGCAAGAACACUGUUUAUUCGCAUCAUAAUUAGAACUACUCCUCUCAGUGUGCCAACGGAUAAUCGCAACGCUGAAAAGAAUAAAGUCACGCAAAAUUCCAUUCGACCUCGUUAUUUUAAAAACAUUUGCAAUCCAUGCGCGCAGAGAUCUGGUACAAUACAUAAGAUCUUCCAAAUCAUGGCGGUUCCAAGGAAUGGGAAGCAUCAGAUCUUCCUGGGCUCUUUUAUCCAUAGCAGCCGGUUGGACGAGCUCCAGUAUAUGCAUGAUACUGCAGUCUUCGUCGACGAAUCCGGCACAAUCGUGGCCGUAGAGCAGGAUUGCAAUGAGUCAAAAGCCGACCAGGUAGCACGAGAGCGUUUGGGAUGGACGGACAAUAACAUGGAGAUCAGGCAAGCCAAGGAUGGGGAGUUUUUUUUCCCUGGCUUCGUAGAUACACAUCUGCAUGCACCGCAAUAUCCUAAUAUUGGCAUCUUCGGCAAAUCUACGCUUCUGGACUGGCUCAACACAUAUACCUUCCCCAUGGAAUCGUCCCUCUCGGACCUGACCAAGGCACGCCGCGUCUACACACGCGUCGUGCGGCGGACUUUAUCUCACGGCACCACGACGGCAGCCUACUUCGCGACCAUUCAUGUGCCUGCCACAAACCUACUCGCAGACCUCUGCCUGUCCCUGGGCCAGCGAGCGUUCGUGGGCCGCGUUUGCAUGGACCACAGGGACCUCUGCCCAGACUACUACCGAGACGAGAGCCUCGAAGAGGUGAAGCGGGCCACACAAGCAUCCAUCGAUCACAUGCGGAGCAUUGACCCAGACUUCUCCCUCGUCUCGCCCAUCCUCACACCCCGGUUUGCACCGGGCUGCACGGCCGAAGCCAUGUCGUAUCUCGGCGAUGUUGCGAAGGAGACGGGCCUGCCCAUACAAACCCACCUCUCGGAGAACGUCAACGAGAUCCAGCUGGUCAGGGAUCUGUUCCCGGCCUCUAGGGACUACACGGACGUCUACGACACGGCGGGGCUGCUGACCCCCAAGACCAUCCUGGCGCACGCGAUCCACCUCAGCGAGGCCGAGGCGGACCUGAUCAGCGCGCGGGGGAGCAAGGUGAGCCACUGCCCGUGCUCGAACUCGAGCAUCACGAGCGGCGAGGCCCGCGUCCGGUGGCUGCUGGAGAAGGGCAUCGGCGUCGGCCUGGGCACGGACAUGAGCGGCGGGUACAGCCCCAGCAUCCUCGAGGCCGCCAGGCUGGCGCUGCUGGUCAGCCGGCACCUGGCCAUGCCGCACCACGUGCACGAUGCGUUCCCCGAGGCCGGCACCGAGAGGGCCAAGCUGAGCGUCGAGGAGGUCCUGUACCUCGCGACGAGGGGCGGUGCGGAGGUCGUGGGCCUGCAGGGGAAGGUCGGUGGGUUCGAGGUGGGCAUGGAGUUUGACGCCCAGCUCAUCGGUCUGGGAACCGUGGGCGAGAUCGCGGAGGGAGAAGAGGCCGAGGGCGAGGACAAGGGGAACGUCGACGUAUUCGGCUGGGAAACGUGGGAGGAGAAGGUCGCGAAAUGGGUCUUCAACGGUGACGACCGGAAUACCAAGAAGGUCUGGGUCAAGGGUCGGUUGGUCCACUCGCGACCAACCUAG
Messenger RNA from Truncatella angustata, 1751 nucleotides. RefSeq lists its product as uncharacterized. The transcript has a single exon. Gene Ontology annotation, molecular function: zinc ion binding; guanine deaminase activity. The record is from RefSeq and is a predicted model, not a curated record. Bases 309 to 1751 code for a protein of 480 amino acids. NCBI's taxonomy places the organism in Eukaryota, Fungi, Ascomycota, Sordariomycetes, Amphisphaeriales, Sporocadaceae. Gene Ontology annotation, biological process: guanine catabolic process. Gene Ontology annotation, cellular component: cytosol.